AUGUCAGCCCAUUCCCCUGACCCUUUUGGCCAAAAAGCGCCUUCCGGGGAGGGGGGUGAAAACCCUGCUUUUUCUAUCUCUUCUUCGUCGGAGGAGGGGCCUUACUUCUCCCCUUCGGGUAAACUCUUGGAACGACCCAAGAAGAAGGGCAGGAAAGAGGUUUCUUCUUCUGCGAGGAGUGGUUCGCCCUCCGUAUCUGGGGGGAGGGAUUUAGAUGACCAAUGGGGGCCCAGUACCCUGACCGACAUAGAUCUGGCUAACUUAGUCCGCGACAUAGGCCUCUCCACCGAUGUCGAGUUGAUUCUUCCUUCGCGAGAUGACCGUCCUUUAACUCCCCCCUUAGGUUUCAGUACUUGGUUUUCAGAGCAGUUUUAUUUCGGUCUAUCCUUCCCUAUCUCGCCUUGGUUUUCUGAAAUUGCCCAGCUAUGUAAUGUGUCCCUUAAUCAAUUCCACCCUCACGCUAUAAUAAUUAUGACGGGAUUCCGUAUGCUAUGUGCUUGGUCGGGGGUGAUUCCUACACCAGCUCGAUUCCGAAGUGUCAUGGUAUUGAAAAAUUCCAGUCCUUUCCAUGUUUCUAUCUCGGCUCGUCCGGGUUUUAAAAUUCUGAUGCCACCUAAUAAAACCGAUGGGUGGCAAGGUCAUUAUUUCUUUGCCAGAAAUCCUGUUGACACGCCCUAUUUAUGUCCUUGGCUCGCCACCCUACCUGAAAAGAAAAGAGGUAAACCUUUGGCGGUUGACGAAUGUUUAUUAAAAAUGAUAUCCCAUUUUCAACCGAGUCACGGCGUCCCGGAUAGCCUCACCAGCUUUCCGCCGAUGCUCCGCCACUUCCGUUUUCACGACAACGGCACAUAUUCUCUAACUCGAGAAGAUUUAGGUGGGUUCGGUUAUAACACUAAUUCUUACUUCGACUCACUGUCUCACUUGGAUCUAAGGAUGAAGAGGAUGUUCCGAGGUGACAAGCCGGCUACCCGUCCGUCCGAUCCGGAACCUGGGUUCGAGGCGUCUGAGUUUCAGCGUCCUCUAAUCGCCGAAUCCGAGAAAAGAUCCUCGGAGGAAGGGGCUCUAAGGCCCAGGCCAUCGAAGAAAAACGCCGCUCCUCCUCGCGCCCGCGGUGGACCUGCUUCGCGAACUGAGGAUUCUGAGCCUCUUAAACAAUCCUCUGCGAUAGUUCUCGCCCAGUCACCGCCUCCUUCCUCGACCGAAGAGGUGGUAGAGAGAGAACCUGCUCCGAAGAAACGGAGAUCUGAGCUGGCCCUUGGGGCGGCUGGGUCAGCUUUACCGGCCGACUUUGGACUAUACCUCUGCCGGAAUGCUGAAAACGCCAUUGCUGCGUGCCGGUCCUUGGCAUUCCCCACCGAUGUCGCCCAUUUCGGGCAAAUGAGUAAGGGCGACCGACUUGAGUUGCUUCUCCAUAACAUUACACAGCAAUUCGCCAUCGCCUUUUCGGGUCCUUUGGGGUGGGACGAUGUGUCACGCGAGGCGUAUGAUAAUCAGAGGAAAGAGGUGAUGCAGCUCCGGAAGGAAGUCCGGGGUUUAAAGGAGAGCCUGGGGAUGUCGGAGUCUUCGAAGGAGGGGCUGUUUGCCGAAGUGAAGAGGCUGAAAGAGAGAGAAAAAAUCCUUGAAGCUGAAAAAGACUCCCUUGCAUCCCACAAUGCCAGUUUGGAGGAGAAAGCUAAGGGGCUUUCCAACGAGCUGUUCGCAGCUGGAGUACAAGCUUCCACCAAUUUCACCGAAGGGGUGAAAGAGGGGCAAAGGUUGUUCCCGGGGUCGCCCGAGGGUCUUCGCUUCAUCGAGGAGUUUGUUCGCCGCUUCUUUCACCGAUUAUGGCGUUCCACCACUUUUACUCGAGAAGCUUCAGGUUUAGCUCGUUUCUUCUUUUCGUCAGCGGUUGCGGCUGUUCGGAAGAGGUUAGGCGGUGCCGGCAUCGAGUUCCCGUUGGUGGAAAACGAACUGGCGGAGGACCUCCCCGACGACGUGAUUCCGGGUUUUGAGGGGGAUGUAAAUGAGGAUCCCAACUUAGAGUGGUGGAGGCCGGUUUAUCAAGGCCUUGUUGAAGAAUUCUCCCGUCAAGGGGCUAUCACCGACUUUGCCGGAGAUAUUGGGGCCCUUGGAACGGCGGUUAGUUCCGAAGAGGCACAGCCAGGCCUCGUUUCGCCGCCCCCUCCGGAUGCUGAGAAUCGGAGUGAAGCAGACACGGCCAUCCCGAAGUGA
Erythranthe guttata (spotted monkey flower) is the source of this 2211-nucleotide messenger RNA. Lineage: Eukaryota; Viridiplantae; Streptophyta; Magnoliopsida; Lamiales; Phrymaceae. The record is from RefSeq and is a predicted model, not a curated record.